AUGGAGGCUAUCAGGCGCUUGCUAAUCGCCAACCGCGGCGAAAUCGCUGUUCGAAUAUGCAAGACUGCAAAGCAACUCGGCAUCCACACUGUCGCCAUCUACACAUCGCCCGACGCAGCGUCACUUCACGUCGCCAAUGCCGAUGAAGCUGUGCUUCUGUCAGACGACAAAAGCUAUACAGAUGGUGAUCAAAUCAUUUCUAUCGCCAAAGCACAUUCGUGCGAUGCCAUUAUUCCCGGAUAUGGCUUCUUGUCAGAGAAUGCUGCCUUUGCCAAGUCCGUGACGGAUGCUGGAAUGGUGUGGGUUGGUCCAGGUCCAGUAGCCAUCCGAGCGUUCGGCAUCAAACACAUCGCUCGUGAUCUUGCCAAAGAGAGCGGCGUGCCAAUCGUUCCCGGGACCGCUGGCCUAGUAGAGACUGCCGAUGAUGCACUGAGGGAGAGCGAAGCUAUUGGAUUCCCUGUCAUGCUGAAAAUUACGGCAGGCGGUGGCGGUAGUGGACUUAUCACCUGCAAGAACGCCAGCGAGGUCAGAGAUGGCUUUGCUACAGCAAAAUCGCGAGGAGAAGCUCUCUUCAAGGACAGCGGAGUCUUCAUCGAGAAGUACUACCCUGAGAGCCACCAUAUCGAAGUCCAAGUCUUUGGCAACGGACAAGGUCAAGUCAUCAGUUUCGGAGAGCGCGAGUGCUCGAUCCAGCGCAGACACCAGAAGGUGAUAGAGGAGUGCCCAAGUCCGUUCGUCACGCAACAUCCCGAAUUACGAGAGAAGCUGUGCAAGGCCGCAGUAGCAUUGGCGGAGACGAUACAAUAUGCUUCAGCCGGGACUGUGGAAUUCCUCGUGGACGACAAGACCGCCGACUUCUUCUUCCUCGAAAUGAACACCCGGCUGCAGGUCGAACACCCUAUCACCGAGCUAUGCUACCAUGUUGAUUUGGUGGAACUGAUGCUCAAGCAAGCCGAUGCGCAACUGGCAGGCAAAGGAGGGUUGACGGCUGAGUACCUGACGUCUUUGCAGAGGUCCGGUCCGUUUGGCGCUGCCAUUGAAGCAAGAGUGUACGCUGAGAAUGUGCUUCGCGACUAUGCUCCUUCGCCAGGUCUAUUGACCGAAGUUCAUUGGGAAGAGCUCCAAAACAGUCGAAUUGACAGCUGGGUCCGGACAGGUCUGAGAAUCUCUCCCAACUAUGAUCCCUUGAUCGCAAAGGUCAUCAACCAUGCAAAGACUCGCGAUGCUGCUAUCAAAGGCAUGAAUCUGCUGCUUUCACGGUCAAAGGUCUCAGGUCCGCCGAACAAUCUGGACUUCCUAGCCGCCAUAAUGCAAGACGAGAACUAUCAAUCAGGUCGAACGAUCACGUCCUUCCUCAAGACUUUCGACUACACUCCGAAUGUCAUUGACGUUGUGUCAGCAGGGGCAUAUACUCUGGUGCAGGACUUGGUCGGCAGGCCCUCUGUUGGUAAAGGGAUCCCAAGAAGCGGUGCCAUGGAUCCUGUGGCACUCUCAAUCGCCAACUUGCUCGUCGGAAAUGACCGAGCUCGAGAAGGGCUUGAGAUUACAUUAUCUGGUCCUGAACUGAUCUUCAAAGGCUCAGCCGUAGUCGCACUGACCGGAGCGCCCAUCGAAGCCACGCUUGACAACGAUCCAUUUCCCAUGUGGCACAGAAAGCACAUCAAGCCAGGUCAAAAGCUCACCAUAGGACGCACAACAGGCGGCGGUUGCCGUAGCUACCUUGCAGUCUAUGGCGGCUUUCCCCCAGUGUCCGAUUACUUUGCCAGCAAAUCAACCUCGCCGAUCGUUGCAAUCGGUGGGUACCAAGGAAGGCAGCUGGCGCCGGGAGACCAGUUAGGCUUGUCCACAUCUUCGCCAAAGCACCUUGAGGGUCACCCGAGCAUUCCCGACAGCCUACGUCCGGCGUAUUCGAAUCAUUGGGAACUGAUAGCUCUGCCUGGACCUCAUGAGGAGGGCUAUCUGACUCCGGAAGAUAUCGAGAUGCUGUACAGCACUGACUGGAAAGUCUCACAUAAUGCAAGUCGAAGCGCCAUACGGCUUGUAGGCCCUGAGCCAAAGUGGGCCCGAUCUGAUGGCGGAGAGGGAGGAUCUCAUCCUUCGAACCUAGUCGAGUAUGGUUAUUCUGUGGGGAGUUUGAACUGGACAGGAGACGAAGGCUGCAUCUUUGCCAUGGACGCACCCAACUUUGGUGGCUUUGCAAGCUCGGCCACAAUCGUUCGAGCAGAUUACUGGAAGAUGGGACAGCUGAAGUCUGGUGAUACGUUGCGCUACAAACGUGUGACAUUGAAUGAGGCGCUUCAGCUACGGCAACAUCAGGCCAACUACAUUGACGGUAUUGAAGACGCCAUCUCCAAGGGGCACUUUGAAGACGUGCCUAAAUUUGAGCCGGGCUUCCAACUUUCUGGCCAAUAUCAAGCAGCAGUCCUCUGGGAACGCCCAGCAACCUCAACCAGCCCACAAGUCCGCUAUCGUCAGGCAGGUGACGACUACAUCCUCGUAGAUUAUGGCAACGAGCAAUUCGACCUCAAUUACCGCUGUCGAGUCACCGCCUUAGAGAAAGCCUUACACUCGCCAGACGCACCAGCCUGGUGGAAAGACAAUCUCGUGACCACAGUCGGCUGCUGCACCAGCAUCACGCUCUGCUACGAUGGCGCCAAAGUCCCUCGCGAUCACCUCAUCAAGCACCUACAAACUCUCGAAGAACAGAUCGGUGACCUGAGCAUGGCGAAGGUGCCGUGCCGUCGCUUCAGGCUCCCGCUGACGUUCGAGAGUCAGGAGCAAUUUGAGGCGACGAAGCGCUAUAUGGAGACGCAGAGGCCGCAGGCGCCCUAUCUGCCGGACAACCUGGACUUCGUGGCGAAGAACAAUGCCUUCACCGCUGAGCAGCUGAAACACAACAUGCUUAAUGGUGAUCUUAUGGCCGUUGUUGUAGGGUUCUUCUGCGGGAAUACAGUCUCGUUGCCUGUGGAUCCGAGGCAUCGCAUGGCGUGUCCGAAAGCUAAUCCUUCCCGAGUCUUCACUCCGGAGGGGACAUUUGGCUGGGGAGGAUCCUGUGCUAGUAUAUAUCCUGUUGACUCGCCAGGCGGUUAUCAGAUGCUCGGACGCACGAUUCCAUGCUUCGACUACUACGGCUUCAAGGCUGGCUUCUCUCCAGAACGUCCUUGGUUGUUCCAGGACUUUGACAUCCUGACCUUUUACGAGGUCAGUGAUGAAGAGUUCAAGCGCUUGUUGGGUCUCUUCAGAUCCGGCCAAUAUCAGUUCGAGUGGCAUGCGGACGAAUUCGAUAUGGCUGAGCACAACAAGCUGCUCGCGGAGACUGAAGCCGAAGUGCGCGACAUUCGAGCCAAGCAGCGGCAGGUGCAGCAGAAGAUGAUCGAGGCGGAGAAAGAAUCCCUAGAGAAGUGGCGUGCGGACAAGUUGAAGAACAAGCCCGACGAGAGUACUGUUGAGUCGCUUUUGCAGGAUCCAGAGAUUGUCGCAGUCGAGGCUCCUGUUGAUGCCAAUGUGUGGAAGGUGGAGGUCAAAGAAGGCGACGAGGUCAAAGCCAAGCAAUUGGUUUCUAUCCUCGAGGCUAUGAAGCUAGAGAUCAGUGUAAAUGCAUCGGAGAGCCUAGUUUCUUCCGCGAGAGUCGAAAAAGUGUUGGUAGAGCCUGGAGAUACAAUCAAGGCAGGAGGAAAGAUCGCGUUGCUGCGUGUAUCAGCAGCAUGA
Molecule: messenger RNA, 3708 nt
Organism: Fulvia fulva
Lineage: Eukaryota; Fungi; Ascomycota; Dothideomycetes; Mycosphaerellales; Mycosphaerellaceae
Product: Putative urea carboxylase
Exons: 8
Coding region: 1-3708 (1235 amino acids)
Molecular function (GO): ATP binding; metal ion binding
Source: RefSeq, a predicted model, not a curated record